CCUCAAUGUUGGCUCACACUUUGGUCGAUCUUUUGAUAUCGUGUUUUGAUUCGUCCUGCUUUAGUUGGACACAGAUGGGAAUUAAGGCUAGUUGUAGUUCAAAAUGAUGGAAUUAAUAUUAUAGAAGCAAAUUUUAUACCAAUUGAAGGCUUUGUUGAGAGUUGGAAAUGAAAUUGUAUAUAAUUUUAAUUACAGUAUUUUUUAAACUAUUACUCAUUCAUACAAUCUCUACUGAGCCUAUUAUUUAUGGAGCACUUCCAGAUACAUAUGAAUCGAUAACAGAUCAUAUCAUUGUAUUACAAUCUAAUAAACCUAUACAUUUAACUAUAUUUGGUAUACAAAUGGAUUAUAUUACUCAUAUAUCAUUUGCAUCAAUUAAAAAGUCACCAAAUUCACCAUGUGAACAUGAACGUGUUACUAGUUCAUUUAAUACACUUCCUGAAAGUUCAUUUGUUACUUCAAGUGUCAUAAGUUUACGUGAAUUAUCCAGUAAUGAAGUAGCUUUUUUUCUAUGCAUUCGUAUUAUUCCUGUACAAAUUUCAUCACUACCACGUAUUGAUUCAUCAGAAAAUACCGCAUCAUCACUAGAACAACAACCGCGACCACGGAAUUAUUCUGAUAUUGACGGUAAAUGGAUUUAUGCUAAUGGUACUACACCAGAGUAUCGUUUAUCCUUUCGGACUACAAGUGCUCUUAUGCCAUUAUGGGUACAAAUUAUUUUAAUUAUUUUAUUAUUUUUUCUAUCUGGUUUAUUCAGUGGUCUUAAUUUAGGCCUUAUGUCACUUGAUAAAACUGAAUUAAAAAUUAUUGAAAGUGCUGGUUCACAUAAAGAAAAAGGUUAUGCUAAAGCGAUACGUCCUGUACGUGAAAAAGGCAAUUUAUUAUUAUGUACACUUUUGUUGGGUAAUGUACUUGUCAAUACAUCAUUAACUAUACUUAUGGAUGAUUUAACUGGGAGUGGUUUAUUCGCUGUUAUCGCUUCUACUAUCGGGAUUACACUAUUUGGUGAAAUUAUGCCACAAGCUGUAUGCUCAAGGCAUGGAUUAGCUAUUGGUGCAAAAACUUUAUGGUUAACAAAAUUAUUUAUGCUGCUCACCUUUCCAAUUGCAUUUCCUGUUAGUUAUAUAUUGGAUAAAAUACUUGGUGAAGAAAUUGGUCAAGUGUAUAGUAGAGAAAAGCUUGGAGUACUUAUACGUGAACAAGCUUUGGCUGGAACAGUCGCCACAGACGAGAUGAAUAUUAUUACCGGUGCAUUGGCAUUAACGACAAAAACAGUUGCUGAUGUUAUGACUCCACUAUCUGAUGCCUUUAUGUUAUCCUAUUCAGCUAUAUUAGAUUUUCAUACAAUGAAUGAAAUCUUUUCACACGGUUAUACACGUAUCCCUGUCUACGAGAAUGAUAGACAAAAUAUUCGAGCUGUAUUAAACGUGAAAGAUUUAGCCUUUAUUAAUACAGAUGAUAAGGUGCCUGUAUCAACUGUAUGCGAUUUUUAUAAUCGUUCAAUUAUUAUUGUAUUGGAUUCAACGAAUUUAGAAGUGAUGCUGAAAGAAUUUCGUCAAGGAAGAGCUCAUAUGGCAUUUGUUGAACGUUUAGUAACAGAAGAUGAAUGUGAUCCAUACAGAGAAAUGAUUGGUUUAGUCACCUUGGAAGAUGUUAUCGAAGAGAUUAUUCAAGCUGAAAUAGUCGAUGAAACAGAUAUUUUGACUGACAAUGUUCAUCAUCAAGUCCGACAAGUACGUAAAAGAGACUUUCGUAUGUUUGGUCUUCAUGAUUAUCAGGGCAAGUCGAGAUUAUCACCACAAUUGAAAAUUGCCGCCUUACGACAUUUAGCAUCAAAUGUUGAAUCUUUCAAUGAAAAUUAUAUUUGUUAUUCUGUAUUACAAAGUUUUCUUAAUGCCAAUAUUGUUGCUGAAUGUUUUUACAAUGCCAAAGAUGAAGAAGCUAAUACGCUAUACCAUAUGGGUCAAUGGGCAAACUAUGCUAUCCUUCUACUUCAAGGACGUGCUACAGUUGAAAUUGGUGCUGAAGGACUUGUCUUUGAAGCUGGCCCGUUUGUUAUGUUUGGUGAAACUGUUUUAAGGCGUGUCAAUGAAUUGUUUCCGAAUCUAUCAGAGAUUAUGGAUCCAUCAGUUCAGUCGGCACGUUUAGCCUCUGAAGCUCGAUUCCUACCAGAUUAUGAUUUAAAAGCUUCAACAAAUUUACAAUAUUUAAAAAUAUCCGCUGAACAUUAUCUACUGGCUAGACGUUUAAGUAUCCUGCAUCAACGAGCUAAUAUACCUGGUGAUGUAACAGCUAAAUAUUCUCUGAAUUUGUCUGAGAAAUUCAAUGAAACCAAAUCAUUUAAUAAUAUAGCUGGAUUAAUUGGUCCAAUCACUUACGGUUGUCAUGAUAUGUUUCAAAAUGCUUGGAAUCGUCAUAUUGAUCGUUUACAAAAAUCAUCAUUAGCUGCAGCAUAUGCUGCUACGCUGGAAGAUAAUCAUCAACUUGGUGAUGGAGGCAACCUCGGUGUUGGCGGUGGGAAUCCAAAUGUUUGUGCAUCCAUUACACCGACUAGAGAUGUUAUCACUCCUGAAAAUCAUAUCCAAAAUGAUGAUAUUAAUCCGGAUAGUACGACAAAUCCAACACAUAUUUCUAAUGUUACUUCAACUACCAGUACUAGUAGUUCUAUGAAUACUCCAGUGUCUACGAUGAAUACAACUGGUAUAUCAAAAACACCGUCUAUCGUUAGGCAAUCAUCAAACACUGUACUCAGUGAUGCUAAUAGUAAUAAUAAUAAUAUUAAUAACAAUAAUAAUAAUCCUAAUGGUAUGCUUAAUAGUACUUAUAGUAGUACUAAUAAUAGUAGUAGUGAUAAUAACAAUAAUAAUAUUAGUAGUAAUCUGAAAUCCGCAUCUAAACAUUAUGUAUCUGAUGAAGACUUAAAUUCUGCGAAACCAGAAGAACUACAAGCAUUUGUAACACCGUCUAGUUUACCUUCAAAUAUUUCAUUAUCUAGUCGUCAUGAUGGAAUUACACAUGUGUAGGGUGUAAGUGAGUGAGUGAGUGGGUGGGUGAGUGCAUCCUCAUACUUAUUCAUGCACUAGCCUUCUACACUCAAGUUAUACAACACAAUGUGCAACACAUAACCAAUCCUAUUUCAUCACUCACUCACUCAUACAUUCAUUUAUUUUGUUUUUAAUGAGAAUCCUGUUCUAUACUUACUACUACCAACACCCGUAUAGGGUUCCCUUCCCAAUUAUUGAUUAAUUAGUGGUGUUGUGAAUGCUGGCUGGGUCAAGUUGUUUGAUGGUUUUGCCUUUUUUGUGGGCACAGUUUGAUUGAUAUAUGGAUAGAUAGAUGUUUUUAUUUGUGAUUUUGUUAUAUACUACUGAUAUUACUAUUAGUAGUAGUAUUGUUGUUACUCUUCAAAUUAGAUUCUUCUGUGAGUGGAGUAUUUUAUAGCCAACACUAGUAUAUAUACUGAUCAUGUGCAUUCCAUAAAUACCGUAGAGGCAUACUAAAUUCUACUAUCGCCUGCCCUUUUUCCUUUUCUCUUUAUUUUGUUGUUGUUGUUGUUGGGUUAUUCUAUUUUCUGAGGCUGAUGCUGCCUUCGCUAGAUGAUGGUUACUUUCUCAAAGUUAUGUAAUUAUCAGGGGGUGAGUGGGAUGGAGAAACUGUCACUCGCUGUACAUUGAACCUAUAUAUGUCUUUAAUUGCACUUAUUGCCUAUCUAUAGAUGUAUAUAUAGAUAUAUAUUUAUAUGUUAUCGAUUUCACCUCCCAGAAAUACUCUUGUCUUAUCAACUUGUACUCAAGCUAGACAGUUCUUCUUUCAUUACAAUAUCAUUAUUAUUAUUACAUAAUUGUGGCUGCCCUCUCUCAGUUCAUCUUUAUUUUGGUGUAUGUGUGUGUAUAUAUAUGUGUGCAUUUUGUGGGCAUACAUACACAUGCAUAUGUACCUUUGUCUCUGUUUCAUUUUAUAUGAGAACAACGGUGACGAAUGACGACGAGGCAUGAGGGGGGUGGCGGGCUGAAUAGGCGUGAAAGCAUACGAGAUACUGCCUUCUGCACAACAGUCUUUGCAUUCUUAUUUUUCGUCUUGUAGCUGUUAUUGGCAGAUGUCUUCUUCUUAUUAUUAUCUUUUAUUAUUAUUAAAUAUCUUAGGCAUUUUGAAAGCUAUUCACAUGGAUUCUAUGUUUACUGUUAUAUCUAUCACAGUAGUACUUAUUGCCAAAGAAAGAGAGUGUGUAUGUAUGUAUGUAUGGGUGUUGAUUUAUUGUGGGUGCUUUUUAUUCCUUUACGUUCCCGCAUUGGAACAUAGAAUUGCUUCAAGCUAGAUAGAGGCUUGAAGUUUCAAUAGCUGUGGUUGGUAUUUAUUUUUACGGGAUUGGGGGGUCGCUAGCCUCACUUGGCGGCAACCCCCCUCCCCCAAUUUUCCUUCUUUAGCAGCCUUAUUACUCGCUUAGAGAGGUAAAUGAGUGAGUGCAUUGGGUGGCUGGGGAGUCGAACUUCAAACCAUCUGCAUGGUUGGUGAGCAUCCUACCGCUUUACCCACCGACCCACUAUCUAUGUAUUGUUUACUUACCUACUUUGCCUAUCUAUCUAUCUGUCUAUCCUACCUACCUACUCUACUUAUCCUAUUCGAUUCCAUUCUAUCCUACAUCUAUCUGUGUAUACAGGAUAUAUAUAAAUAAAUAAAUAAAAUUUUGUAUAUACAUAUGUAGUUCUUUUAGACUGUUCAAUGGUUUCCCAUUGUUAUUUAAUAUGAGAUAUUCAUAUAGAUUGUAAUUUACUUAAACUUGUUUGUUUUUUUCUUUCUGACAUACGUCUGGGUCGUUGGUUUGUUGUUGUUGUUUAUUGUUUAUGUACAUCAGAAUAUGAUGGAAACAGGGUCAUGCAUAUGUGUGUGUAGGCUGUGCUAUGCCGGGGGGGGAGGGCGCGGGAUUUUACUUAACUUUUUGUUCUUCUUCCUUCGCCUACACACAAAUCGUCUCUCGGUCACUCUCUCGCUUCCUCCCUGUCUCUCUCUCUCCCUCUCCCAUUUUAUAUUGAAUCAAUGAAGAUUCUUCGAUGAGGGUGACCAGAAGCAAUGAAGUCUUUGAAUAUAUAUGCGCAAAAUACUAAUUAAUAAAAGAAAAAAAUUGAAGAGAUUUCCCAUCUUAACUACUUUAUUCAUGUAAUUCUACAUUAUUGAUGAAGUUAUUUCCAAAUCUUAUGUAAGAAUUUCUCUUUCCAGCCUUAUUAUUACUAUUACUAUUUUUAUUAUUGUUAUUAUUAUACACUUGUACAUUUUGAUAAUAUAUAUAUAUAUAUAUAAUUAGUAAUAACAAGUAUUGCUAUUACUAUUAUUAUUCCCUUUGGUCCUCGAACAAUGAACACAUAGGGCUUCAAUAGAACAUCUCCCUUUCUUAAUAAUAAUAAUAAUAAUUUACUUUGUUACCAAAACAGUACUUGUAAUACAGAAUGGAAUUUUCAGCAUUAAUCACACACAAUAUUCCAUCUAAUAUCCUCAAAUUAUAAAUAAAAAUUAG
Molecule: messenger RNA, 5509 nt
Organism: Trichobilharzia regenti
Lineage: Eukaryota; Metazoa; Platyhelminthes; Trematoda; Strigeidida; Schistosomatidae
Source: the annotation of a GenBank genome assembly